Molecule: messenger RNA, 1151 nt
Organism: Oncorhynchus mykiss (rainbow trout)
Lineage: Eukaryota; Metazoa; Chordata; Actinopteri; Salmoniformes; Salmonidae
Product: inhibitor of growth protein 4
Biological process (GO): regulation of DNA-templated transcription; positive regulation of apoptotic process
Cellular component (GO): nucleus
Source: RefSeq, a predicted model, not a curated record
UACAGAUUUGAUUUCGGAUCAAACCAAAUAACUCGUCCUCGCCGGAAGUUGUGUUGUUUACAUUUUCCAAGAUGGCGGCGGGAAUGUAUUUGGAACACUAUUUGGACAGCAUAGAGAACCUGCCUUUUGAACUGCAGAGGAACUUCAAUUUGAUGAGGGACUUGGAUCAACGUACGGAGGAUCUAAAGGGGCAGAUAGACUCCCUGGCAAAGGAUUACACAUCCAACGCCAGGACCCUCUCGUCUGAACAGAAGCUUACUAUUCUGAGGCAGAUCCAGCAGUCGUACAGCAAAAGCAAGGAGUUUGGGGAUGACAAAGUGCAACUGGCCAUGCAGACUUAUGAGAUGGUGGACAAGCACAUCCGGAGACUGGACACAGACCUGGCCCGCUUUGAGGCCGACCUGAAGGAGAAGCAGAUAGAGAGCACAGACUAUGAUUCCACCUCCAGUAAGGGAAAGAAAAGUGAGUCCAGGGGGCUGAAAGAGAAGAAGGUGGCUAAAACUCGGUCUAAAGUGAAGAGCUCCGAUGAAGAUGGCAGUCCGAAGAGUGCACAGAAGAAAGUCAAACUUCUCCAGCCGGGGGAGUUCACUGCUCCAGCUGCUAACUUUGGGAACGUGCAUCCCUCUGACGUGCUGGACAUGCCAGUGGACCCCAAUGAGCCCACCUACUGCCUGUGUCACCAGGUGUCCUAUGGAGAGAUGAUUGGCUGUGACAACACAGAUUGUUCCAUCGAGUGGUUCCACUUUGCCUGCGUGGGCCUGACGACGAAACCAAGAGGGAAAUGGUAUUGUCCACGCUGCUCUCAAGACAGAAAGAGAAAGUAAGCCCCUAAGGUAGAGGGGCCAACCGAUUGUCGAGUCAGGAUACUACGUUAGUAGUGAAGAGAAAGUAACAUGACAUUUUCUGUCCCCAGGAUCGUAUUACAUUGUUUAUCGGUCUUCUAGCAUAGAGCAAUUGGUGCUUUCUUUUUUUGUUUACUUGAUUUAAUGUAGUGUGAAGGAGAUAUGUGGUUACAGAUGUAUUUAAAUAUGUUUCAAAGGUUGAGAGUUGAUAGUUAUGAGAGUUGCUUUGUGGUUUUUUUUUGUUUUCUUUGUUUCUAUUUUUUUGUAACUGAACAAUAAACACUAAAAUUUGACAGUUAGUGUCCAUAA